This is a messenger RNA of Cannabis sativa, 1079 nucleotides long. RefSeq lists its product as uncharacterized. The transcript is spliced from 2 exons. NCBI's taxonomy places the organism in Eukaryota, Viridiplantae, Streptophyta, Magnoliopsida, Rosales, Cannabaceae. The record is from RefSeq and is a predicted model, not a curated record. The coding region runs from base 479 to 919 and encodes 146 amino acids.
CGAUGAAAAAUGCUCUGAAAGUAAAGUAUUGCUGCUUUCAAAUUAAACUGUGGGGGCCCCUUGAAGAGACCAUUUCCACCCGUUGCCGCCAUCGGGUAUGUGACCACCGUCACCGCCGCUGUUUUCUCUUCGUCUUUCUCUUAACAUAACAAGACUAAUGCUCAUAAUCCCAACAACUUAAAGUAACAGUUCGAUGUAUCUUCACAGAUGACAGAACCACCAAAAAUUACCUUCCUCUAAUAACCUUUACUUUCCACAUGUAUGUUCCAAUCUUGAAUAGAGACAAAAAUUAGUUUGUACUGAUGAGUAGUAGGUGAUGGGAUAACAAACAAAACUAGCCAUCCUCACCACACAUUCUUCAGACACCAAACCGAUAAGGCCUCUCUUCUCUUCACCCUUUUUCUGUCUAUUUCUCCUUGAAUCACUCCUACUGUUUUUUGUGAACUUAGAAAGCAUCUCAAAAUAUUUAAGCCUAAAAAUGUUAUCACUAAGACCUUGUAAGAGCCAAUGUCAAUCAACAUUUCUCCCAUCAAUAACAACCCCAUCAUCUAAGCUCCAUCAAAGACUAACCCAAACAACAGUUCACAUGAGAAGAAGAAAGGUAAUUGGUUGUACUACCAGUGACAACAAAGGAGGAGGAGGAGAAGAAAGCAAGACCGAAAACAGACGAACUUUCUUGACAAUCGAAGAAGCAGGACUUGUCGAAAUUUCUGGCCUCAGCCCUCAUGAGCGCUUUCUUUGCCGUCUUACGAUAUCUUCCUUAAACUUGUUAAGAGUAAUAUCAGAACAAGAAGAAUGCUCAAUUGAAGAGCUUAAUGCUGGCAAAAUAUGUGAUUGGUUUGUAAAAGAUAAGCUCAAAAGAGAACAGAAUCUUGACUCUGCUGUCCUUCAAUGGGAUGAUUCUGAUUUUCAACUUUGAUUUUCUAUUUUCUUUCUCUCUUUUUAAUAGGAUAGUAUUAUUAUUGUUUACAGUAAUUUUAUACACUCAAUUAUAUUGCAAGGCAAUUAAUUUAUGAGCUUGUAUGUAACAUUUUGGGAAAAUAUGUUAAAAGAGUUUGGUUGGAGUGUUUGAACUUUCA